AUGUCUUCGCCAUCUGCGUUUGCGCUCGCCGAGCAGCAGGAGCACAUCAUCGCACCGGACGACUCGGACUUCCUCGACUCGGAUGCCGAGGGCACCCCGCAUCCGGACGACCACUUCAUCGAGUCGGCCGUGCUCCACGACGCACCGGGCGCUGCUUCUUCCUCCUCGUCGCCCGCAAGACGUGCGCGCUCAGCAGCCAGGGGCAAGCUGUGGCCGGCGCAUCCGCUCAUCCGCAUCCACAAGCGGCUGUGGUUCACCUGGUUCGAAGCCUCGCUGCCCAACGAAGACGAGCUCAACCUCGACGCAGGCCAUGCCGCGGCCUGGACCAACUUUGACGACGGUGAGGUGAGCAAGUACGUCGACGCGGCCGAGACCAAGCCGGCGCGGCUGCACUGGUUCAACAUCGACCACGACCUGGUGUACCUGAGCUUCUGGUUCGACUGGGGCCCUCUGAACGUCGGCAUGUUUUAUCGGUUCUGCCUGCACGUGCACCACAUGCUUACGGAUCCGGACAUGCAGGAUGCGACGCUUGUGCUCUACACCACGCACGCGCCCGCGCAAAAGGCGAAUGCGGCGCUGCUCGCCACGCUGUACGCCAUGAUCAUCGGCAAGGUGUCGCCCGCCGACGCCUUCUAUCCGAUCUCGGAGCUCGAGUUCAAGCCGUUCCGCGACGCCGGCUACGGGCGCGCCGACUACAAUCUGUCCAUCCAGGACGUGCUGUACGGCGUCCAACGCGCCAUCAAUCACGGCCUGCUCGACCUCACCACAUUCAACCUGGACGAGUACGAAAAGUACGAGCAGGUGCACAACGGCGACUGGAACUGGAUCACGCCCAACUUUAUCGCAUUCGCCUCGCCCAACGACCGCACGUACGUCGAGGCGCUUCGCACGGGCGAUGGCCGUCUGCCUCCCAACUACACCUUCCGCCCACCCGGGGAGGACAAGCUGUUCGGCCGCACCAUCCGCUACUUCAAGGAGCGCGGUGUCCAGCUCGUGGUGCGCCUCAACAAUCCGCUGUACGACCGCGACGCCUUUGUGCAGGCGGGCAUCCAGCAUGCCGACAUGUACUUUGACGACGGCUCCAAUCCGACCGACGACAUCCUCGCCGACUUUAUCGCGCGCGCAGACGAGGUGAUUCGCAACGACGGCGUCGUCGCCGUGCACUGCAAGGCCGGGCUCGGUCGAACCGGCGUGUUGAUCGGCGCCUACCUCGUGUGGAAGCACGGCUUUAGCGCGGGCGAGGCGAUUGGAUUCAUGCGCUUCAUGCGGCCCGGAUGCGUGGUGGGGCCGCAGCAGCAUUUCAUGUACCAGAACUUUGUCGAGUGGGUCAAGUGGGGUGUGCGCGACCACGCGCUCGCCGACGCGCGCAAGCUGCUCGCCGAGGAGAAGGCACGGCUCGAGGCGCAGUACAAGCCGAGCACGCCGCCGUCGACGACACGCGCGGUCAAGCGGCGUGCGGCCGGGUCGGACGCCGCCAAGGUGGCGGGCGACGACAGUGUGGCGGACGAGGACGGAGCUUCGGAUACAGACGCAGAGGAGCAUGAGGAGGUGGCGCGGCCGCGGCAGAAGCACAAGCGCGAGGCGGACGAGGCGCCGAUCACGCCACGCGCCCAGCGUGGGGGGUCGCGCGCCGUGCCUGCGUCGGCGGCACCAGGAGUCAAGCCGGCACCAUGUGUGGGGCAGCCGCGCAAGUCGCCGUCGCCCUCUCGCAAGCGACCCGCCAUCCAGGCGCCCGCGACAGUGGCGCGGCUGGAACUCAACACGCGCCGCUACCCGACGGGCGCCUCCUCCUUCAGCCAGCACCUGCUUCGCGCCACCAACGCUGUGCACGUCGACACCGACUCGGAUUUGGACGAAAACACCUCUCUCGACGCGUGUGCUACGGGCGGGAGCACAGCGGGCGUGCUGGUCGAAGCGCGCAUCAACGUAGCCACUCCGCUGCGCGCGUCGCCCAAGGCAGCGGUGGGGACGCCAUCCCCCGUCGCGCGCGUACGAGGCUUCGAGCGUCCGCGCGCCAGCACGGUCGGCUCCAUCGCCAUCGCCACACCCGUGCGCUCCUCGAGCCGCAGUCCAAGCCCCGCCAGCUCAGCGAGGGAGGUGGUUCGCGCCUCGCCGGGCAUUCGCGAUCGGUACGGCCUGCGCGACAGCAAAAGCCCCCCACCCGCCACGCCGCCCACACGAACCUCGCGCCAUCCCAGCCCCGUCAAGAUCGCGCCGCUCGUCGCACGCGUUACCACCGACGCCGAGGUGCUUGGAGUCCUCGCAUGCAUCCCGCAAACCGACCGCGCCUCGCCGCCCAAGCCUGCGCCCAAGCCUGUCGCCGCCGCGGCGGCGGUGGUGGUGGAUGAGAAUGCGCGCGCACCCGUCGCCGCCCCUAAAGUGCUGCGCACAGUCCGAUCCAAGCCCACGCUCCCCACCACCACCACCACCACUAGCACCACUGCUGGAGUUCGACGUGGAGGGGCGGGUGUGCGCAGUGUAUCUGCCAAAACACCGUCUGUGCCGGUGGCACGCGCAGUCCGCGCACAGAAGAGCAGCGCCGAGCUGCGCGCCGCCCCCUCUUCGCGCAGCGUGAGCAGCUCGAGCACGUCGAGCACCACCGCCACCGUCUCGCGCGGCUCUAGCCGGCUGACUGCGCCGACGGCGGCGAGUGCAGCGCGUGCAGCAGCCGCAGCGGCGCAGCGUGCCAAAGUCGCCCCUCCACCAGCAGCGGCGGCGGGCGGGGUGAGGAAGGUGUCGGUGCUGAGGCCGCAAGCCGUACGCAGGAGGAGGAGCAGCACCGGCCAGGCGGAUGUAGAUCUUCACCCCGACAGCACCUCUCUCAUACCCUCCUCUGCCACAACCAGCAUCUACGCUGUAGCCGCCGACAUUACAUCUCGAGAUUCGUGGGUGGAGGCGCUGAAGAAGGUGAAGGAGCUGUGGGCGGUGGUGCCGGACGUGGUGGUGAAUAACGCCGGCUGGACCUACUCGAACAAGCCGACGCUCGACGUAACCGACGCAGACUUCGACAGGGUGUUUGCGAUCAAUGUCAAGUCCGUCUUUCUCAGCACCGACGUCGUGCUCCCCGCCAUGCUCGAGGCCAAACUCGACGAUGCCGUCUUUGUCAACGUCUCCAGCACUGCCGCUAUUAGGCCCAGACCGAAACUCGUCUGGUAUAAUGCGUCCAAGGGGGCGGUUAGUACAGCGACCAAGGCGCUCGCCGUCGAAUACGCCCCACACAAGGUCCGAUUCAAUACCGUCUCGCCCGUCGCUGGCAACACCCCCCUGCUGUCAAAGUUCGCCGGCUCAGCCGAAGCAGGCGAUACAAUGUCCCCCCAACAACUGGCACAGUUCCACGCCUCGAUCCCCAUCGGCCGUCUCUCCGAGGGAAGCGACAUUGCCAACGCCUGUCUAUUCCUCGCCGACGCCGCAUCCAACUUCAUCACAGGCAUCGACAUUCCCGUCGACGGCGGUCGCUGCGUCUAG
Messenger RNA from Moesziomyces antarcticus, 3465 nucleotides. RefSeq names its product phosphatases II. The transcript is spliced from 4 exons. The record is from RefSeq and is a predicted model, not a curated record. Lineage: Eukaryota; Fungi; Basidiomycota; Ustilaginomycetes; Ustilaginales; Ustilaginaceae. Gene Ontology annotation, biological process: regulation of exit from mitosis; protein dephosphorylation; positive regulation of cytokinesis. Gene Ontology annotation, molecular function: protein serine/threonine phosphatase activity; protein tyrosine/serine/threonine phosphatase activity. Gene Ontology annotation, cellular component: centrosome; mitotic spindle; spindle pole. The coding region runs from base 1 to 3465 and encodes 1154 amino acids.